Molecule: messenger RNA, 4288 nt
Organism: Paralichthys olivaceus (Japanese flounder)
Lineage: Eukaryota; Metazoa; Chordata; Actinopteri; Pleuronectiformes; Paralichthyidae
Gene: sympk
Product: symplekin
Cellular component (GO): mRNA cleavage and polyadenylation specificity factor complex
Source: RefSeq, a predicted model, not a curated record
GUUCACAAAAGAAGAAGACGAAGAAGAAGCGGCACCGCUGGUUAAAUGAAAAAUGGCAGCCUCGGUUUAGGGACAUCGCAGUGAACACAGCGCUUAUUAAUCACCUUACACUUUCUGUAUUGAUACGUUUGUGACAGCAGCCACAUUUAGUUGUUGUUGCGCUGACGAGGCAACGAGCCCGAGUAUCUAGAUCCCGGGUUUGACAUCAUUGUUGAAGACCAUGCUGCUCACACAGUGAGAGAAGCGGAGCAGCAUCAUGGAUCUUUCUUCAGAGGAGGGAGAAACCUCCCAUAUGAUCGAUAUGACCACGAGUGAAAAGGUGGUGGAGCUCCUGAAUCAGGCUGCUCUGAUAGCCACAGAGGAGAAGCUUGCUGUUCUCAAACAGGUCCAGGAGCUUAUCAUCAACAAGGACCCCUCUCUUCUUGACAAUUUCUUGGAUGAGAUGAUUGCGUUUCAGACUGACAAGUCUAUUGAGGUUAAAAAGUUUGUCAUCGGCUUCAUAGAGGAAGCCUGUAAGAGGGACAAUGAGCUCCUCCUUAGACUGAUAGCCAACCUGAACAUGUUGCUGAAGGAUGAAAGUGUGAAUGUGGUGAAAAAAGCCAUCCUCACUCUCACCCAGCUGUACAAAGUUACUCUACAGUGGCUGGUACGCUCCAAAACAGUAUCAGACAUGCAGGAGGCAUGCUGGGAUAUGGUCACACAGAUGAAAGGGGAUGUUCUGGCCCAGCUGGAUUCUGAAAAUGACGGCGUGCGCACUCAUGCCAUCAAGUUCACAGAGUCACUAAUUAUCAGUCUGUCACCACGGACAUCAGACUCUGACAUCCCCAAAAGACAGGAGGGUGACAUCAGCCUGGAUAAAGUUCCUAAAGAUCACUCGUACAUUCGAUAUGAUGUCUUGUGCGAGGAAGGAAAGUCUGCGCUGGAGAAGCUGCUGAAGUUCAUGGUCCACCCGGCCAUUUCCAGCAUCAACCUCACUACAGCACUGGGCUCACUGGCCACUAUUGCCCGUCAGAGGCCAAUGUUCAUGUCAGAGGUGGUGCAGGCAUAUGAGACACUGCAUGCAAACCUGCCGCCGACUCUGGCCAAGUCUCAGGUGAGCAGUGUGAGGAAAAACCUGAAGCUGCAUCUAGUGGCGGUCCUCAAGCAUCCCUGCAGCCUGGAGUUCCAGGGUCAGAUCAGCACUUUGCUGCUGGACCUGGGAAUGCCCCAGAGUGAAAUUACCCGCUCCACGCCUGCAUUGCGCGAGCAGCGCAAAAGACCUCGCCAUGAGCAAUACACAGAGGGAAAGAAGGUUAAGAUGGAACCGACCUUGAUGGAAGAUGAUGAGGACAAAGAGGAGCCUGCUCCUCUCACCGCCCCUAAACCAGCCGCUGCUCCAGUCGUACAGUCUGCCAUUGACCUCACAGCUGAGUUUCUGCACCCGCUGCUCAACCCACAGAAUGUUGCCAACCUGGUGCUCAUCAGCAUGGUGUAUCUGCCUGAUGUCAUGCCAGCAUCCUUCCAGGCCACAUACACGCCUGUGGAGUCCGCAGGCACCGAUGCGCAGAUUAAACAUCUGGCCAGGCUGAUGGCAACACAGAUGACUUCUGCCGGGAUUGGUCCAGGACUUGAGCAGUGCAAAGCCAGAGAGGAUGAAGCAUGCAAAGAGGAAGAUAACGAGGAAGACUCUGGAUCUAAAGACCUGCUCAUCAAACGUAAAGUUCCAGCUGUGAUGAUGGGCCAAGCGAUCUCCGUGGUGGGAGGUUACUCAGAAAACGUUCCACCCACUGAGGCUCCCAGUCCCGCCACUGUCAAGAGGCUUCCUGAGCCCAUCCUGCCCACUGCACAAACCAAAAUGACAGGGGCGAGUGGGAGGAAAAAGGUGUUUCGGUUGUCAGAUGUCGUCCAGCCUUUAUCAGACCCCCAGAUUGAGACGUUGACCUCCAAAGCAGUCAAACGCAUCCUACAUUCAGAGAAGGCUAUUGCUCAAAGUGGCAUGUCCCAUGUCCGAGUCAAGCUCCUCUCCAGGCUUGUGACGCAGUUUGACGGGAUGAUGAAAGAAGAUGUGCUGGAGUUUAUUUUAGAUGACAUCAGGACCAGGAGUGACCUGGCAUUUUCUCUCCUGUACCAAGAGUACAACACUUACCUCAGCCAGCUGCCCUCUGGGCUGUUGGAAAGUUAUGAUCACUGUCUCUUCACCCUGCUGUCAGGCCUGCAGGAGAAACCAGAGCAGAGAGAUGGACUCUUCACCAAACUGGUACUGGAGGCUCCCAUUAUAACAGAAUCUGCUUUGGAAGUAAUAAGACGGUACUGCGAGGACGAGUCUCGGGUGUAUUUGGGCAUGACGACUCUGAAGGAGCUCAUCAUCAAACGACCCUCAAGGCAGUUUCAGUAUCUGCAUGUUCUUCUUGAUCUCAGCUCACAUGAAAAAGAGAAGGUGCGGACUACUGCCUUGGCUUUUCUGAAGCGUAUGUAUGAGAAAGACCAGCUCAGAGACUACAUAGAAAAGUUUGCCCUGAACUACCUGCAGCUUCUCGUCCACCCCAACCCUCCAUCUCUUCUCUUUGGGGCUGACAAAGACACAGAGGUGGCUUCUCCCUGGACUGAAGAGACGGUGAGACAGUGUCUGUUCCUUUACCUGUCUCUGCUUCCUCUAAACCACCGGCUGGUCCAUGAGCUCGCUUCUGUCUACACUGAGGCCAUCGCUGACAUCAAGCGCAGUGUGCUUCGAGCAAUAGAGCAGCCUAUCCGUGGAAUGGGAAUGAACUCGCCAGAGCUGCUGCUUCUGGUUGAAAACUGUCCUAAAGGAGCAGAGACUUUAGUCACUCGCUGCCUGCACAUUUUGACUGAUAAAGUGCCUCCGUCUCCUGAGCUGGUGGAGAGAGUUCGAGAUCUUUACCAUAAACGUGUGCCAGAUGUUCGUUUCCUAAUUCCGGUCAUAAAUGGCUUAGAAAAGAAUGAAGUCAUCCAGGCUCUUCCCAAGCUCAUCAAACUCAACCCCAUUGUUGUAAAGGAGGUGUUCAACCGUCUGUUGGGAACUCAGCACAGUGAAGGAAGUUCCUCUGUGUCCCCUCUCACCCCAGGAGACCUGCUCAUUGCCUUACACAACAUAGACUCCACCAAAUGUGACAUGAAGUCUAUCAUAAAAGCUACCAACCUCUGCUUUGGGGAAAAGAAUGUUUACACUUCGGAGGUUUUGGCGGUGGUGAUGCAGCAGCUGAUGGAGCACAGUCCCCUCCCCAUGCUGCUCAUGCGCACCGUCAUUCAGUCUCUCACCAUGUAUCCCAGACUUGGCGGCUUUGUCAUGAACAUCCUGUCCCGCCUCAUUGUGAAGCAGGUGUGGAAAUAUCCUAAGGUGUGGGAAGGAUUUGUGAAAUGCUGCCAAAGGACCAAGCCUCAGUCAUACAGCGUGCUCCUACAGCUGCCGCCCGCCCAACUGACGAGUGUGUUUGAACGCUGCCCAGAGAUGAGAGAUCCUCUUCUACAGCAUGUCCACUCCUUCACCCCUCAUCAGCAAGCUCACAUACCCACCUCCAUCAUGACGAUCCUGGAAGCAAAUAAAAAGUCACAGCAGAAGCCAGUAGAGCCUGUUGCGGAGAAAGAGAUCGAAACACUCACUGCUCCAGCUGCCCCAGUUUCAGAAAUGGCUCCCACUGCAACCCUGAAAGAACCAGAGAUGGCAGUCCAGCACGAGCCGGUCCAACACGAACAGUUCCAGCAGGAGCUGGUCCAACAAGAACAGUUCCAGCACGAGCCGGCCCAACAUGAAUCGUUCCAGCACGAACCAUUCCAGCAGGAGCCAGUCCAACAGGAACUGCUCCAGCCUGAGCCGGUCCAGCACGAGCCGGUCCAGCACGAGCCAACCAUCGUGCAGGAUGAAGAACCAAUGGAGCAAGAAGAGUUUGAACCUGUGAUACAAGAGGAAAGUGUUGACACUGUCUCCCAGGUGGAAUUGGAGAGAGCAAGUGAGACACCUUCACCUCAGCCAGAACCAGCUGAGGAGCUAUCGGAGGUAUCUCAACCUGAACCUUCAGAUCUCCAGGAGCCAGAGAGAGAUGUUGAAGCUGAAGUCACCGGCUCUGAUGCUGAAAGCGGAAGCGAGGAUAUGGAAUGACAAAUACACUCAAAGUAAAAGAAAUCUGUCCUCAACAGUUAAGUUUUUUUUUACGAUUUUGUGUCAAGAAUUCUUUUUGUAUUUGUAGAAAACAGACUGAGGAAAUAAAUACAGUAUAAUAAAGUUUUGUGUACGGAAGUGUUCCGUAUGUCUUCAUUGUCAUAUUGAGUUGGCAAAUAAAUUAACAAAACAUUG